AUGCAGCCACUCCUGCUUCUGCUGGCUUUUCACCUGCUUCCUGGAGCUAUAGCAGAGGAGAUCAUUGGAGGUCAUGAAGCACAGCCUCAUUCACGUCCAUACAUGGCGUUUGUUGUAUUACGACGUGAUGGCAUGUGGAAAAGGUGUAGUGGUUUCCUUGUGGAAGAAGAUAUUGUCCUGACAGCAGCUCACUGCUGGGGAAGCCCCAUGAGUGUCAUCUUGGGGGCCCAUGAUAUUGGGUUACAAGAAAAGACACAGCAGGAAAUUCCUGUGAACAAAGCCAUCCCCCACCCAAAGUAUAACAAUGUGUCUCUUAAAAAUGACAUCAUGAUACUACAGAUGAACACAAAGGCCCAACUGACUGCAGCUGUGGGCCUGCUCUCCCUGCCUGGAGAAAGUGACCACGUGAGGCCUGGGCAGAUGUGCAGUGUGGCUGGCUGGGGCAGGAUCUCUGAGAAUGAAACAACAAGCAAGCUGCAUGAGUUGGUUCUUAUCAUUCAGGGGGACUUCCAGUGUGAGCGCCAUGUGCUGGAUUAUGACAAGACCACUGAGUUGUGUGCAGGGGACCCUCAGAAACAGAUGUGUCCCUCUUUGAACUUUGUCAGCUGUGACGAAUUUCACUGGACUGUCGCCUCUACAGGGGCGCUUGUCGACCUUUACAACCCUCAUAACAGGUACCAGGCAGUGGUUGGAGUGAACAUCCCUGUCACCACACAUGAACCUACAUACUUCUUGUUGGAUAGAAAUAAGUGUUGGGAGCAAGAAGAGACAAAGAAAGAAGCUGGUCUCAAGUAG
This is a messenger RNA of Elephantulus edwardii (Cape elephant shrew), 795 nucleotides long. RefSeq names its product granzyme H-like. Gene Ontology annotation, biological process: proteolysis. The record is from RefSeq and is a predicted model, not a curated record. Gene Ontology annotation, cellular component: intracellular membrane-bounded organelle; cytoplasm. Lineage: Eukaryota; Metazoa; Chordata; Mammalia; Macroscelidea; Macroscelididae. The transcript is spliced from 5 exons. The coding region runs from base 1 to 795 and encodes 264 amino acids. Gene Ontology annotation, molecular function: serine-type endopeptidase activity.